Bactrocera oleae (olive fruit fly) is the source of this 1100-nucleotide messenger RNA. RefSeq names its product peptidyl-prolyl cis-trans isomerase-like 1 Cypl (gene Cypl). Gene Ontology annotation, cellular component: catalytic step 2 spliceosome. NCBI's taxonomy places the organism in Eukaryota, Metazoa, Arthropoda, Insecta, Diptera, Tephritidae. Gene Ontology annotation, biological process: protein folding; protein peptidyl-prolyl isomerization. Gene Ontology annotation, molecular function: peptidyl-prolyl cis-trans isomerase activity. The record is from RefSeq and is a predicted model, not a curated record.
AUUCGAGAAUUCCAAACAAAACGAAUUGCUCGUAAAUACAAACUACAGCGACCUCUGCACGUGACAACUGGUGUAAAAGGUAUAAGCGUAAUUAUUAAUAUAAUUAAUGUACAUAUGCUCUGCAGGUUUCUUACUACGUAUACUAAGUGUAAUAAUAAAUUCGGCAAUAAAAACUGAAAUUUUCUCAGGAAAAAUUUUAGUUAUAAAUGACUGAAAAAGAAUUACAAGUAAUUUUGUUUCAUAUAAGGAAAGGUUUAGGCAGUCUCAGUCUGGCAAGUUGCAAUUGUGACAGUGAUUUGUUUGAUUUUACUUUUAUUUGUCAUACUUUUCCAUUCGAAAUAUUAAAAUAAACACUUUCCAUAUAAUAAGUAAAAAUGUUAGCUACGACGAGUAAUACAGCUGCAACUGGUUCUGGUAUUCCCGACAAGGCAUGGCAGCCACAUUUUGUAACACUUGAAACGACCAUGGGCGAAAUUACAGUCGAACUUUACUGGAAGCAUGCGCCCAAUACCUGCCGCAAUUUCGCUGAACUAUCACGUCGUGGUUACUAUAACAAUGUAGUUUUCCAUCGGAUUAUCCGUGACUUUAUGAUUCAAGGCGGCGAUCCAACUGGCACCGGUCGUGGCGGCACUUCAAUAUAUGGCAACGAAUUUUCUGAUGAAAUUCACUCAGACCUUAAGCAUACCGGUGCAGGUAUAUUAUCAAUGGCCAACUCUGGGCCUGACACAAAUGGUUCGCAAUUCUUCAUCACAUUAGCUCCUACGCAGUGGUUAGAUGGAAAGCACACAAUAUUCGGACGGGUAUAUUCAGGAAUGCAGGUUGUAAAGCGUAUUGGCAUGGCGGAGACUGAUAAAAAUGAUCGCCCGGUAGAUAGUGUGCGAAUAGUUAAAGCGAAAGUAGAAAAAUACUAAAUCUACAUACAACUAUUUUAUAUUAUAUGCAAAUAUGUAGUUUAGAUAUUCAUUUUUAUAAUAACUCUAAUAACUUGUUUAUACUAAUUCAAAGUGUGUAUAAUUAAAUAAGGGGACAGGCGGUUUUCGGUAAAUUACCAUUUACCACCAACGGUUGGUCCUACAUAGUGCCAUCGAGCAUAUCCACAA